Molecule: messenger RNA, 3893 nt
Organism: Oncorhynchus keta (chum salmon)
Lineage: Eukaryota; Metazoa; Chordata; Actinopteri; Salmoniformes; Salmonidae
Product: zinc finger protein 135-like
Exons: 6
Coding region: 319-3090 (923 amino acids)
Source: RefSeq, a predicted model, not a curated record
UGGCGAUAUGAGUUUUACAAGCGAUGGUGCCGGAGUGUGACGUGACGUAUAAUCUAGUGGACGGGACACCUCUUCGACAACGACAGCUAAUCAGUCACUUAGAUAGCUUGCUAUCCAACAAAGACGAACAUAUUUGAGCUAUUUAGACGUUUUCGGUGUAUAUUAAUCACUGUGCUUUAAACACACGUCUGUCGUAUCUACUAGUUACCCAUCCCAGCUUCAUAUUUACGUUAUCGGGUAGCUAACUGGUUAAAUUAGCAUUAGGCUAGUAGCUUAUGCUAACUAUCUAAGUUGGCUUUCUUAAUAACAUUCCGGACCAUGAGCUCACUAAACUACUCUCCCCCUGCAAAAGAAGAGGACGUCUGCUGGACUGAGAAACAGGGUCUGUGGCUUAAUAUUGUCGUGAAAGAAGAGGAGGAAGAGAAGGAUGUCACAGUGAAAGGCGAUGAAGAAGCUUCCAGAGUGAAAGCUGAGGAUCAGGAAGAGAUUACUGUCACAACGAAAGAGGAGGACGAGGAAGAAGAGUAUGAGACUGGAGAUAUGAUUAACACCACAGAGAGACCAGACUCAGCAGAGGAACCAGAGACUUCCGAACCAGCAAGACGACAUCACUGUUCCUACUGUGGAAAGAGCUUUAACCAGUUAGGGGACCUAAAGAAACACGAGAGGAUACAUACAGGAGAGAAGCCUCACAAAUGCUCCCAGUGUGGACAGUGUUUUACCUGGUUACAGAAUCUAAAACAACAUCAAAUAAUACACACAGGCGAGAAGCCUUACCAAUGCUCUCAGUGUGAAAAGGCUUUUACCCGGUUAGCACAUCUGAAAGAACAUAAAAUAGUACAUACGGGAGAAAAACCUUUCCACUGCUCUCAGUGUGAAAAGCGAUUUACCAAGUUAGGGAUCCUAAAACAGCAUGAGAAGACGCACACAGAAGAAAAGCCCUACCAUUGCUCCCAGUGUGGAAAAAGAUUUUCCUUAGCAAAGUACCUGAAAGAGCAUGAAAAAAUACAUACAGGAGAAAAACCUGGAGAGAAGCUUUUUCUCUGCUCCCUGUGCGGAAAGAGUUUUACCCAGUCAACCCACCUGAAAUCCCACACAAGAACACACACGGGGGAGAAGCCUUAUCAAUGCUCCGUUUGUGGGAAGAGUUUUUCUCAAUCAAGUUGUCUGAAAAAACACAAGAGAAUACACACCGGAGAGAAGCCUUACCACUGCUCCCUGUGCGGGAAGAAUUUUACCCGGUUAGAUUACCUGAAAUCACAUAACAGAACACACACAGUUGAGAAGCCUUUACACACAGUAGAGAUGCCUUUAAACACAGGAGAGAAGUCAUCAUUAGCAGGGGUCUCCAACCUUUCUGCCCUAGAGCAGGGGUCUCCCAACCUUUCUGCCCUAGAGCAGGGGUCUCCCAACCUUUCUGCCCUAGAGCAGGGGUCUCCCAACCUUUCUGCCCUAGAGCAGGGGUCUCCCAACCUUUCUGCCCUAGAGCAGGAGCACACGGACCAUCUUGUCUUGCUAACAUCCCCGACCAUGAGUUCACUAAGCUACUCCCCCCCUGCUAAAGAACAGAAGGUCUGCUGGAUGGAGAAAGAAGCUCUGGGUCUUAACAUUGUCGUAAAAGAAGAGGAGGAUAUUACAGUGAAAGAAGAGGAGGAUAUUACAGUGAAAGAAGAGGAGGAUAUUACAGUGAAAGAAGAGGAGGAUAUUACAGUGAAAGAAGAGGAGGAUAUUACAGUGAAAGAAGAGGAAGAUAUUACAGUAAAAGAAGAGGAAGAAGCUUUCAGAGUGAAAAGGGAGGAAGAAAUCACAUUGAAAGAAGAAAAUUAUGUUACAGUGAAAGACGAGAAAGAACCUUUUGGAGUGAAAGAGGAAGAAGGGAUAGAGGCUGUCACAGUGAAAGAGGAGGUGGUAGACGCUUUCAGAAUUAAAAAGGAGGAAGAGGAUGUUACAGUCCAAGACGUGAACGAGCCUUUUGGGGUGAAAAGGGAAGAGGGGGUAGAGGCUGACACAAUGGAAGAGGAGGUGGUAGACGCUUUCAGAAUUAAAAAGGAGGAAGAGGAGGCAAUCACAUUAAAUGAAAAGGAGGAUGUUCUAAUGGAAGAAGAGGAAGAACCUGUUGGAGUGGAAGAGAAGGUUAUCUCAAAAGAGGAAGACGUUUUGGGAGUAAAAGAAGGCGGGGAUGAGGAGGACGAGCCUGAAGAUCCGAAUAACACAAGAGAGAGACCAGACUCUUACUCUGACAGCGGGAGUACUUCAGCGGAACCAGACCCAGAGAUGCCCAAACCAGUGAAACCACACCACUGCUCCCAAUGUGGAAAUACAUUUUUCUCAUCAGGGGACCUGAAAAAGCAUAAGAGAACACACUCUGUAGAGAGGCCUUUCCAAUGCGCUCAGUGUGGAAAGCGAUUUAUCCAGGCAUCACAUUUGAAAGAGCAUAAGAGAAUACACACAGGAGAGAAGCCUUUCCAAUGCUCCCAGUGUGGAAAUAGUUUUACCCGGUUAAGGGGCCUGAAAAGGCAUAAAGGAAUACACACAGGAGAGAAGCCUUACCACUGUUGUCAUUGUGGACAGAGUUUUAGGUGGUUAGUGACCCUGAAAACACAUGAGAGGACACAUACAGGAGAGAAGCCUUUCCAAUGUUCCCAGUGUGGGAAUGCUUUUACACGGUUAGAGAAGCUGAAAGAACAUGAGAGAAUUCACACUGGUGAAAAGCCUUUCCAAUGCUUGCAGUGUGAAAAGAGAUUUAUCCAGUCAUGGAAUCUCAAAGAGCACGAGAGGAUACACACAGGGGAGAAGCCUUUCCAAUGCUUCCAGUGUGGAAAGAGUUUUACCCGGUUAAGGUACCUGAGUAAGCAUAAAGAAAUACACAUGGGAGCGAAGCCUUACCACUGUUCUCAUUGUGGACAGAGUUUUAGGGGGUUAGUGAGCCUUAAAACACAUGAAAGAAUACACACAGGAGAGAAACCUUUCAACUGCUCUCAAUGUGGAAUUACUUUUACCUUGUUAGGGAGCCUGAAAUCACACCAGAGGACACAUGAUAAAAGCCAUACCACUGCUCUCAUUGUAGAAAGAGAACAUGAAAUCACAUGACCGAAUAUAGAGUCUGGGGCCAUAUUUGCGAACAUAAGCAAGCAUAUGAAGUUAAAUGGUUUUCAUGCACAAGAUGCAUAUCAGCCAAUGAAAAGUGUUGAUUCACUUACAUGUGACUGACCGCUAAUGAAAUCAAACACAUGAAUGGAAUGUUAUCAAACACAUGAAUGGAAUGUUAUCAAACACAUGAAUGGAAUGUUAUCAAACACAUGAAUGGAAUGUUAUCAAACACAUGAAUGGAAUGUUAUCAAACACAUGAAUGGAAUGUUAUCAAACACAUGAAUGGAAUGUUAUCAAACACAUGAAUGGAAUGUUAUCAAACACAUGAAUGGAAUGUUAUCAAACACAUGAAUGUUAUCAAACACAUGAAUGGAAUGUUAUCAAACACAUGAAUGGAAUGUUAUCAAACACAUGAAUGGAAUGUUAUCAAACACAUGAAUGGAAUGUUAUCAAACACAUGAAUGGAAUGUUAUCAAACACAUGAAUGGAAUGUUAUCAAACACAUGAAUGGAAUGUUAUCAAACACAUGAAUGGAAUGUUAUCAAACACAUGAAUGGAAUGUUAUCAAACACAUGAAUGGAAUGUUAUCAAACACAUGAAUGUUAUCAAACACAUGAAUGGAAUGUUAUCAAACACAUGAAUGGAAUGUUAUCAAACACAUGAAUGGAAUGUUAUCAAACACAUGAAUGGAAUGUUAUCAAACACAUGAAUGGAAUGUUAUCAAACACAUGAAUGGAAUGUUAUCAAACACAUGAAUGGAAUGUUAUCAAUCACAUGAAUGGAAUGUUAUCAAACACAUGAAU